Messenger RNA from Leguminivora glycinivorella, 2118 nucleotides. RefSeq names its product connectin-like. The record is from RefSeq and is a predicted model, not a curated record. The coding region runs from base 350 to 2017 and encodes 555 amino acids. The transcript has 3 exons. Lineage: Eukaryota; Metazoa; Arthropoda; Insecta; Lepidoptera; Tortricidae. Gene Ontology annotation, molecular function: protein binding.
GGUCCAAGAUCGUUCACUACAUUUAGCGGUGUAAUAGGCAAGGUAAGCAUUGGCGGGAACGCGAAGCGGCAUUUCAAAAACGCCGGUUGUCGGAAUCGGAAUCAUACGGAACUUCGGUCGUUAUUCUCAAUAUCGUAGUAAGACGCGAAAAGUUCGAAAUUUGAACAAGUGGCAGUAGAGUAAACAUGAAUGAAAUUGUAUUCUUAGAACCGUAAUGUUUUACUCCGUUGGACUGUGAAGUGCUUUAAUGCUGCAAACCAAUUAGUUUCUGACUUUUGUGGCUGCCGCGUGUAUUUUGCAAGUUGGAUUUAAUUUAAAGGUGAAAAGGAGACAGAAGACGGAUGAUACGAUGGCUCUUCGGAUAAUAUUGACACUUCUUUACAUCACAUCCAGCUUCGCAGCGGAAAUACCUAAAAAUGAUCGCAAUAUCUGCGACGUUGACUACAAUAACACAUUUAAAAUCCAGUGUCUUUGUGAUAAGGAUGACGAAAACCAUGUGAUACAAAGCGCAGAUUGCUAUGUAACCACCGACAACAUCUACCCCGAUGACCCAGCAUGGAAACAGUUCUCCAUUUUGAGAAACAUCACGAAACUAAGCCUAUCAAAUGCAAGAGGAAAAACAUUGAAAUAUAUCCCAACAAAAGGUUUGUUGAAAACCCACGCCCUGGCCAAGAUAGAUGUUAAAUAUAACAACAUACAAAAAAUUGAAAGUUAUGCAUUUGCUAAUUUGACAGAAUUAAAAGAAGUAUACAUAAAAGAUAAUAAGAUUGAGGUAUUGGAGGCCAAAUCCUUCGCUCAUCUCAAAAAGCUAUCAAAAAUUGUAUUAGACAAGAAUAACAUUGCUGAAAUCAACAGGGAUGUCUUUGUCGACCUGCCGAAUCUCAAAAAGUUAUAUCUGACAACUAACAUGAUUACUACGAUCCACGACAGAGCUUUUGUCAAUUUGAACAAUCUGAAACUAUUGGAGAUCGAUAACAAUUUGCUGUUCAGUUUGAACAAUGAAACGUUUUCUGGUCUAAGCAAUUUAGAAAUAUUGGACUUAAGUGGUAAUAGUUUGGAAGUUAUUGGAGAUAACACCUUUUUGCCUCUAAAAAAUCUACGAUCAUUGAAUUUAGAAGGAAACAAAAUUCAAAUGCUUGACGAUAAAGCUUUUAAUGGACUCGGAAAACUGCAUUCUCUUACAUUAGCCAAUAAUAAGUUGACUAGCAUGGACAGUGUCGCAAUUUUCGAAGCAUUGAAGGAACUAACGUCUUUGAGUCUACGAGAUAAUCAAUUACAAGAGCUAAAAGCUGAAGUCAUGGCGCCGAUUCUCAGCAACUUCUAUGGUGCAAACAGUUCUCUGGAUGUAGAAGGAAACAAUUUCCCCUGUGAUUGUCGAUUGGAGUGGUUCACAACUCUUCUGAACAAGACUCAAAACAAAAACCUGGUAAUUGCUUUAGAGAACCUCAAAUGUACUCCAGACGACAAAGUAACUCUGUUAUACGCCAAAGCAACGGAAAUCGAAAAAAGUCAAGCUUUUGAAGAAGAACCGAAUCAGAACGGCGAUUACGAGUACUAUGAUGACACACAGUUGAAUGGAAAACUUUUCUAUAUCGACUUAAGGAUAUUGAUGAAUUGUACUAAUGAUACAGCUAUGCAGCCAAUGAUUAAACCAACCAAAGAUUCUAGUCAGGAAAACAAACGUAUCGGAACUGAAUCCAAAGUAAAUACGAUCUUCAACAACGAACUGCUCGAUUCUCCCGCAAGGAAGGACACCGUUAUUGAAUCUAGAAAUAAGAUCGCUAAGCCUACAGAAGUUUCCGUCAAUAAACCGUAUACUACUAGUCGACUGGCUACUGUAUCAGCUAAGCCUAUAGCUGAGAAAAAAGCGUAUGACGAACGUGAGAUGCCAGCCGACGAAGCCAAGCCUGAUGCUUUAAGAGAUCAAACUCCUGAAUAUAUGCCAGGAAAUGCACCGCGAAACUUCGCUGGUGCUGCAUUUACUGUUGUCGUUGUAGUGUCUAGGUUAUUCUUUUAAUUUAAUAUAAGUGGUCUAGUAAGUAAUAAUAUUUAGCCUAUAUUAAUAUUUAAGCUCUCACAGUCAUUAAAAUAAAUAAAUAAAUAGAUGUAAAGGCUGGA